UAUGGAAAAAGCCCAUGUUUGCUUUUUUUAAUUAAAAAAAACUCGUUGGGGGGAAUAUUCUGCAUCAAUCAUAAAGUAAACUUAAAGUUAUCUAUCUAAAGUGGAAGGAAGGACGGAUAUAAUUUUUAAAUCUGAUUUAGUGUACUAUAAGUUAUUUAAGUGAUACAUUCAAGGAAACUGGUUAUUUUUCCAAGGAGGUAGCACAAAUGGAACAGAUAAAGUUUAUUUGUCUUAUUCUUUUUCUCGGGGUUUCAUAUGGAAAACAGAACAACAGUUCUGUAUGUCCAACAUUUGACAACCCAGAACAAUGUUGUUCUGGGAGCAGAAUAAUAAACAGAACCUGUACAGAGUGUGUUGGCUUUUUUGGACCAAACAGCGUAACCCCGUGUCCAGUAAAUUUUUAUGGUGUGAAGUGUGAUUCUGAAUGUAACUGUACGGAGGAGGAAGAGUGUAAUCCAUAUGUUGGAUGUCUCAAUGUCAUGUCAGAUACUAGGAAUGAUACCUAGACUGAUUUGGAAGUUCCUGAUACAUCACGAGAG
Saccostrea cuccullata (small rock oyster) is the source of this 539-nucleotide messenger RNA. RefSeq names its product N-acetylglucosamine-1-phosphodiester alpha-N-acetylglucosaminidase-like. The record is from RefSeq and is a predicted model, not a curated record. The transcript has 4 exons. The coding region runs from base 207 to 506 and encodes 99 amino acids. Lineage: Eukaryota; Metazoa; Mollusca; Bivalvia; Ostreida; Ostreidae.